AUGGGUUGGGAGAACACGCCCGCUCAGCCUAAGGCUGGUCCUACUUCAUUCCAAGUUAGAGAUACCGACGGCCCAGUUGAAAUGGUAACUGGACCGACACCCUACUAUUCGACAGAACGACAGGAUUAUCCGCGACGGAAUAUGUAUAACAAAUAUAAUAAAUCAGCUCUACCUUGGUGGAAUCCAAGAUCAUGGAGGAAAAGAACUUGGGCUAUCGUUGUAGUAGCUCUUAUAAUCAUCAUCAUCGUCGCCGUAGUCACUCCCGUUGAGGUCGCUAAGGCAAACCGCUACCCAAAUUAUACCAAACUCAAUUAUGCCUUGGUGGACGAAUAUUCCGGGACGUCCUUCUUCGACAAGUUCAAUUAUUUCACAGGAUACGAUCCGGCGCAGGGAUUCGUUCAUUAUGUCCCCGAAGCGCAAGCUUCGCAACUGAAUCUCACCUAUGCUUCUGAGGAUUCGGCCAUUAUAAGAGUCGAUACCAGCGUCGGUCCCCAGUCCACACCUGAUGCAUCGACGGGCCGUUUCUCCGUGAGACUUGAAUCUCAAACGCAGUACGAUGACGGCCUUUUUAUCUUCGAUGUAAAGCACACGCCGUUCGGGUGUGGAACCUGGCCCGCCUUGUGGCUCGUCGACCCCGCCAACUGGCCGGACCACGGUGAGAUCGACAUCAUGGAGGCUGCGAACCAAGCUACCGACGGCAACCAGAUGACGCUGCACACGACAGAUGGCUGCUCGAUGGACGUGAAGCGUAUAAUGAGCGAUUCGGGUCUUUCAAACGACUGUUACAACGCUACCGACAACAAUGCCGGCUGCGGAGUUAGAGGCGACGCCGCUACUUACGGCAGCGCGUACAACAACGCACAGGGCGGCAUUAUCGCCAUGGAGUGGCGUAACGAGGGUAUCCGGGUGUGGCAGUUCGGCAGGAGCAACAUCCCUACCGAUAUCACCGCCAGGAACCCGGAUCCGAGCAGCUGGGGCUCAGCCUCUGCGGACUUUCCGAACACAAACUGUGACAUCGGCUCGCACUUUAAGAACCAGAGUAUCAUCGCCAACAUCGAUCUCUGCGGACAAUAUGCCGGCGCUUUGUACGCUACUAGCGGCUGCCCGAGCAACUGCACCGACUAUGUUGCUAACAACCCCGAAGCCUUUAUCAAUGCAUUUUGGGAGUUUGGUAAAUUCGAAGUCUACAAGGCUACGUAA
This is a messenger RNA of Daldinia vernicosa, 1200 nucleotides long. Its product is annotated as glycoside hydrolase family 16 protein. Gene Ontology annotation, biological process: glucan catabolic process. Bases 1 to 1200 code for a protein of 399 amino acids. Gene Ontology annotation, molecular function: hydrolase activity, hydrolyzing O-glycosyl compounds. Lineage: Eukaryota; Fungi; Ascomycota; Sordariomycetes; Xylariales; Hypoxylaceae. The transcript has 4 exons. The record is from RefSeq and is a predicted model, not a curated record.